Messenger RNA from Corvus hawaiiensis (hawaiian crow), 3619 nucleotides. It is a transcript of the gene DPP4, whose product is annotated as dipeptidyl peptidase 4. NCBI's taxonomy places the organism in Eukaryota, Metazoa, Chordata, Aves, Passeriformes, Corvidae. The transcript has 26 exons. Gene Ontology annotation, molecular function: serine-type endopeptidase activity; dipeptidyl-peptidase activity. Bases 268 to 2535 code for a protein of 755 amino acids. Gene Ontology annotation, biological process: proteolysis. The record is from RefSeq and is a predicted model, not a curated record.
GUCCCAAGUGCCUCCUGUGCCGCGUACAGCUGUGUCACCGCGCUCCAGGGAUGUGAACUGACGGAGAAACCGCCGCUCAAACCGCAAAGCCAGCAGAAAGCCGGGAUCUUGCACAAUCCCCAGUGCCUGCCGCUCCCAAGGCAGCCGCCCCCAGCCCCCGCCCAGGAGCCGCUCACGAGGGGAGCCCCGCGGGCAGCGCCGGGACUGCGGAGCCUCAGCACUCUUGGCUCGAUCGGCGGUGCUGCGCCCCGCCCGCGCCGCUCCGCGAUGCCGACCUUCCUCAAGUGGCUGCUGGGGAUCUUGGGGGUCGCCGUCGUUGUCGUGGUCAUCACCGUGCCGCUGGUGCUGCUCACCCGCAAAGAGACCGCUUCAGGAAUAACGUACACUCUACAGAAUUACUUGAACAAUGACUAUAAGUACAAAACACAUAAUUUGGAGUGGAUUUCAGGAAAUCAGUAUCUUCACAAAACAGAUAAUGGGGACGUCCUACGCGUCAAUGCUGACAACGGAACAUCCUCAGUAAUCCUGGCAAAUACAACAUUAGAUAAGUACCAGGCAAGCACAGUUAUACUGUCUCCUGACCAAAAGUUUGCUCUUCUUCAAUACAGCUAUACAAAGUUGUGGAGGCAUUCCUUUACAGCUUCAUACCACAUCUAUGAUUUCAGUAACAGUUCCAUCUUAGAUGACAGACUGCUACCUAAUGAUACACAGUAUAUCUCCUGGUCACCUGUUGGUCAUAAACUGGCAUAUGUUUGGAAUAAUAAUGUUUAUGUAAAAGCUUCACCAACAGCAGAACCUGUGCAAAUCACUCAAAACGGAGAAGAAAAUAAAAUUUUCAAUGGAAUACCAGAUUGGGUUUAUGAAGAGGAAAUGUUUGGCACGCAUUCUGCUCUGUGGUGGUCUCCAAAUGGCAAUUUUUUGGCAUAUGCAGCCUUUAAUGAUACAGAAGUUCCUGUUAUAGAGUAUUCCUUUUAUUCUGAGGACACCUUGCAGUAUCCAAAGACCAUUAAAAUCCCAUAUCCCAAGGCAGGAGCUACAAAUCCAACUGUACGAUUCUUUAUUGUGGAUACCAGAUCGCUUCCAUAUUUCAGCCCUGUUGAAAUUCCUCCACCUGCAGAAAUAAAAUCAAGGGAUCAUUAUUUGAGUGUUGUAACAUGGGUGACAGAUGAAAGGAUUUGUCUGCAGUGGCUCAGAAGAAUUCAGAAUUUUUCAGUCCUCGCAGUCUGUGACUUUGAAAAUGCUACUUGGUCAUGUCCAAAGGAAAAACAACGUACUGAAGAAAGUACAACUGGCUGGAUUGGCAGAUUUCAGCCAUCUGUCCCUCACUUUGCACCCGACAAUGCUACCUACUACAAAGUCUUCAGCAACGCAGCAGGUUACAAGCACAUCCAUUACAUAAAUGGCUCACAGGCUCCAGUAGCUAUUACAUCAGGAAAAUGGGAAGUAAUCAGCAUAGAAGCUGUAACUGAUAAAUUUUUGUACUACAUUAGUAAUGAAAAGGAUGGAAUGCCAGGAGGAAGAAAUCUUUAUAAAGUGCUCUUGGAAAGCAGUCCAAAAUUUACUAAAUGUGUUAGCUGUAAUCUGAAUCAAGAAAGAUGCCAGUAUUAUUCUGUGUCCUUCAGCAAAGACGCAGAGUAUUAUCAGCUAAAUUGUCUCGGUCCUGGCCUGCCCAUAUCUACUCUGCACAGAAACAUUGAUGAUCAAGUUCUCAGAUACUUGGAAAAUAACACCGAACUGGAAAAUGCAUUGAAAGAUAUUCAGAUGCCUUCAAAAAAAAUUGCCUCCCUUAGUAUAGGUGGAUACAACCUGUGGUAUCAAAUGAUACUGCCUCCCCGUUUCGAUUCAUCAAAGAAGUACCCUCUGCUCCUUGAUGUGUAUGCAGGACCUUGUAGUCAGAAAGUAGACCAAGUCUUCCGGAUCAGCUGGGCUACUUACCUGGCAAGCACGGAGCAGAUCAUUGUGGCCAGCUUUGAUGGCAGGGGCAGCGGGUACCAAGGGGAUGAAAUUAUGCAUGCAAUAAACAGAAGGCUGGGAACAUAUGAAGUGGAAGAUCAGAUAGCAGCAGCCAGAAAAUUUUCUGAAAUGAGCUUUGUCGAUAAGGACAGAAUAGCAAUUUGGGGUUGGUCUUAUGGGGGAUAUGUGACCUCCAUGGUGCUUGGCUCUGGAAGCGGCGUGUUCAAGUGUGGAAUAGCGGUUGCCCCCGUGUCACGCUGGCAGUAUUAUGAUUCAAUAUACACAGAGCGAUACAUGGGCCUUCCUACAGCAGAUGAUAAUCUGAAGAAUUAUAAUAGUUCAACAGUAAUGGCCAGAGCUGAAAAAUUCAAGGAAGUUGAGUAUCUCCUUAUUCAUGGAACAGCAGAUGAUAAUGUUCACUUUCAGCAAGCAGCACAGAUUUCCAAAGCUCUUGUUGAUGCUGAAGUAGAUUUUCAGGCAAUGUGGUACACUGACAAAGACCAUUCCAUCUCCGGUCAAGCACAUAAGCAUAUUUAUACCCAUAUGAGCCACUUCCUAAAGCAGUGUUUCUCACUGCAUUAGCACCAGCAUUUUGUUUGUUAGUGAUGGUACUUCUCCAGAAAACUCUCUAGAUAAUGUAUUCUGAGCCAGAAUAAAUCAAGAUGAGAUAAGAGUCAGCUCUUGGGAUACCGGUGUACAGAAUGAAAAGCUGAUCUCUAUAAUGAUUCCUGUUGCCAAGCAACUAUUGCAUUUUUAUUGAUUGUGUUUAAUCAGGUCUUAACAUCACCAGAAUGAUGUUGCAGACUUCUAGGAAGCAUGGUACUUGCUUGAGUAAUUACCUUUUGAUAUUUCAGUCUAAAAGAGAAACAUUCUAAUUUGUAUAGCAGGGUAAUGAAUGACAAAAACGUCCCAUGGCGAUCAGUUGCAGAAUAAAAAUAUAAUAAUAUUUCCAUCAAAAAUGAAAUGAACCCUGGGAUAAUUUCUGUGAAAAGAAUGAAGUAACUUUUUUGUAGAAAAUCUGUAAGGCUUGAUAAUUACUAUUUUAGAAUCAGCAUCAGGAAUACUGCAAUGUUAAUAUUUUAUGUGCAGAAUGAAACACUGUUUAUACUGCAGUUCCUGAAGUUAGUGUGUUUUCUCUGCAAUCUCUCAUAUUACAGUUGUAGAACUCUUGUAAGGAAAGCACAUAACCAGCUUUCACCAAAGAUUUUGAAUGAUACUUAAUCAAACCAAUGGCACUGAAUUUCUUUGUGUGCUAUCAUAUAGUACUGUGAUUUUUGCCUAUUUUAUAGUAAAAAAGGCUGCUACUCUGGGAAUGUGCACUGUAAAAUCUCCUCUGGGAACUCGACAAGAUCCCCAUUUGUUUUUGAUGUAAAGCUGCUUGUGUACUGAUGAAUAGGAACUGGUUCUUACACAAACAUAAAACAUUACAAUGUGAACUAGCAGUCACUUAAAGCAAGGGCUGGACUGCCACUCUCCUGUGAACGUGCUCUUUGGCAAAACUGCUUUUCUUUUCAGCGUACCAAUGAAUGCUUUAUUUCCAGCACUCCACGUAGGCUUCUCCAUCUGACGAUUAGAGUAGUUUUCUCAAUUUCACAUAGAAAAAAUGCAAUCUGCUUGUACUAAAACCUGUGCUGCUUUAAAAUAAUAAAGACAUUAAUUUAUGAAA